This is a messenger RNA of Ilyonectria robusta, 3969 nucleotides long. RefSeq names its product amino acid permease-domain-containing protein. NCBI's taxonomy places the organism in Eukaryota, Fungi, Ascomycota, Sordariomycetes, Hypocreales, Nectriaceae. The record is from RefSeq and is a predicted model, not a curated record. Gene Ontology annotation, biological process: cell volume homeostasis; potassium ion import across plasma membrane; potassium ion homeostasis. The coding region runs from base 1 to 3969 and encodes 1322 amino acids. Gene Ontology annotation, molecular function: potassium:chloride symporter activity. The transcript has 5 exons. Gene Ontology annotation, cellular component: membrane.
AUGACGAAACCGCAGCCUCUCGAUGGAAAAGGUGGAGAUGGUCGAGGAGGACGAGGAGGACGUCCAGAUGGCGGCCACGACGAUGCUGGCAGUGGCGAUAGGAGGCCCUCCGCUGCGAUGAGCGAACAGCGGGAUAGCACCAAGCUAGGCACCCUGUCUGGGGUCUACAUCCCUGUGUUCCUCAACAUCAUGAGCAUCCUGAUGUUCUUGCGUUUUGGCCUCAUUCUUGGACAGGUUGGCUUCAUGGGCAUAUUUGGCCUGCUCAUCAUUGCAUAUUGCAUUGACUUACUAACAACCCUCUCCCUGUCUGCCAUUGCCUCUAACGGUGAGGUCAAGGGCGGUGGUGCCUACUACCUCAUCUCUCGCUCCCUCGGUCCCGAGUUUGGAGGUUCGAUCGGAAUCCUCUUCUUCCUCGCCCAGGUCUUGAACGCGUCUAUGAAUGUUGUUGGUCUCAUCGACUGCAUCCGCCUCAACAUGGGUCCAGCGUUUCCUGAAGGGUAUUGGACGAGCUAUGGCCUCCAGACAGCCGCUCUCAUUCUCUGUACCGGCUUAUGCUUCUUGGGAUCGGCUACCUUCUCCAAAGCCUCAAAUGCCUUGCUUGCGGUCUUGAGUCUCGCCAUUAUCAGCAUACCGAUCUCCGCAAUCUUCAAGGAGCCCUUCCGUGAUGAAACCCUGGGCAUAGAUUUCACCGGCCCGAGUUUCAAUACCCUGGCCGACAACUUUCUUCCCCAUACCACCAGCCCGGCGUACAACGGCCUCGCCACCUUCCGUGACCUCUUUGGUAUUCUUUUCCCUGCAACUUCGGGAAUCUUUGCUGGUGCUUCUAUGUCUGGAGACUUGAAAGACCCCAGCAGAUCCAUCCCCAACGGCACUCUUUGGGCCAUGCUAACAACCUUUAUUGCCUACUUUGUUGUCAUCCUCUCUCUCGCCGCAAGCACUACCCAUGCCUCCUUUCUGGCGAACCCGAAUGCUAUUUCUCUCGUCAGCUUAUCCCAGCCUGUCAUCCUAGCUGGAGAGUGUGCCGUGACCUUCUUCUCAGCUCUGAUGGGUCUUAUUGGGUCCGCCAAACUUUUCCAGGCCUUCGCGAGGGACAAGCUUCUGCCAGGACUCUCAAUUUUUGGCAGAGGAACGAAACAUGGAGACGAACCUAUCUUUGCACUACUCUUGACAUAUGCCAUCGCUCAGGUUGCCCUUCUGGCCGAUCUCAACCAGAUUGCUACCUUUAUCUCAAUGGGUUAUCAGAUGACCUUCUUCGUCAUGAACCUUGCAUGCUUCUUGCUUAAAAUCGGGUCAGCUCCUAAUUUUCGACCGAGCUUCAAGUUCUUCGCCUGGCAAACGGCAUUGCUCGCUGGCCUUCUCUCCGCUGCUGCCAUGUUCUUCAUCGACGAGACCUACGCGGCCAUUGCCGUCUCGGUUCUUGUCCUCCUCUUCCUACUCAUCCAUUAUCUCAGUCCGCCCAAGCGUUGGGGUGAUGUAUCUCAGAACCUCAUCUAUCAUCAGGUCAGGAAGUAUCUACUGCGACUCAGGCCAGAGCACAUCAAGUUCUGGCGCCCGCACAUCAUUCUUCUUAUCAAUAAUCCUCGACGCCAGACGAGACUGAUUCAGUUUUGUAACUCGUUGAAAAAAGGAUCACUUUAUAUCCUCGGUCAUGUUAUCGUGACAGACGACUUUGAUUCCGGGGUUCACGAAGCAAGACUCCAGCAGCAUGCUUGGACAAACUACAUAUCCGAAUUCUCCAGGAUCAAAGCUUUUGUGCAGCUGACAAUGUCUCCGACAAUCAACUGGGGGAUUCGAAACUUGAUCUUAUCAGCAGGCCUAGGUGGCAUGCGUCCCAACAUUGCUGUACUCGGUUUUUACAAUAUGGACGAGCUGCGAAAGUCGAAUCUAAAGUUUCGGGUUCCGGACGUUCCCGUGUCCCCGACUGUCCAGAUGCGCCGGCCGCCAAAGUCAGAAGGCAAGGCGCCACGACGGCGUGGUGACACCUCUGCUCGGCUGUUGGAAGGCAUCCUCCCCACAGACGUCAUCCGAACCGAGGAAAUGAUGUCCCCCACACAGUACCUCACAAUCCUGGAAGAUCUAGCCCUCAAGUGCAAACUCAAUGUUGCUGUGGGCUGUGGCUUCGACAAGCUCGAAACUCCAAGAAAGGACGGAACCAAUCACAAGAAAUACAUCGAUCUCUGGCCGAUCCAGAUGUCGGCAGAGGUUGCAGCGGACGGGAAGAAUUUAUUGACGACCAAUUUUGACACAUACACCCUCAUUCUCCAGCUAGGCCAUAUCUUGCAUAGCGUCCACGCAUGGAGACAAGCAUACUCGCUCAGAGUUAUGGUUUUUGUCGAGUACGAGAAUGAAGUCCAAGAAGAACAUGCGCGAGUCAUGGCACUUUUGGAGAAACUGCGGAUCGACGCCGAGGUCAAAGUAUUCUGUCUAGCUUCGGGUGAUCUUAAUACCUAUGAGCUUAUUAUUCAUGGUAUCAGCCGCGAUAUUGACUGGGAAAUUGUGGUCAACGAUACUCUCAAAGAAGAAGAGUGGUGGGACGAUCUUCAGAUGUUCCGAGGACAGCCGGAAAAUAUGACGUCGGCCCAGGAAGCGAAUCAUCUUGCUCACAUCUUCGAUUCCACAUCUGGGCGCCCAGGCAUCUAUAAUCCCCACGAAGAGAACUAUGACCGUCGCCGUGCAAGUGUGGUGGAUGUCUUGGAGAUGCCCAGGAAGCCCCCGAUCGGAGUUCUGUCUAAAAUGGGAGUGAACAUGGGAAUCCACACACACCACCUCCACGAUGACGCCUUAGACGACUUGACAACCGACGAUGAGUCCGAAAUCGAAGGAGCUUCUUCUGCGGAUUCUGAUGAGGAGAGGGCCUAUGGGUUUGAGGCGCUGGUGGACGAUGAUGAUGUUGGCCCUAACGAAUCUGUGAAGCGGCCCCUUUUAGGAUCUAGUGGCCGCCGCAAAAAUGGUGGUCUUGGAGAACGAGCAGCAGUGAGCUUCUGGGGACAUCAUGGCAGGGGACACUCGCCCAACACUGGCGGGGUCGCGUCUGCUACUUCGUAUGGAACACUAUCCGCGUCUCGAACUCGGAGGUCAAAUGGGUUAGGAAUGCUGUCUGACCAGAACCUGGUUUCACGAUCGAUCACUGAGGCAGACGCCAGCACACCAAACGACGGGCUGGAAGUAUUCCCCUCCUUGGGCCCGCCGGAAGCUCGAGGGUCCGCAAAUCGAUCAAGCCGUUCACGCCAAAUGAGUCCAACCAGGGAAGACACGGUGCGUCCCCUCCGCGACGGCAUAUCGACACCGGGUAAACCAAACCUAUCUCGACAAUCGUCUGCAGUACGGUUUACCAGCCGACCUGUACCAGAGACCAAGAUUACAACGGAGGCGGAAGGAUCCAAGAUUAGCUUCGCACCGUCAGAUUUCAUCUCAGAAACCCCAAGAGUGGACCGGCCCGCAUUCUCACGGCAAUCGUCUCUGGGGAAAUUCUCAAGCCGCCCCACCCCUGAGACGCGAGUGACGGUUGGCGAGGAGGAGGGUAGGACAAUCACGUUUGCUGAACAGCCGAUUCACCAUCCACGCUCGGCGGGGCAGUCUAGGCACCACUCGCGGCAGAAUUCGCAGGCGACAAACUUCAGCCAAGGCGAUGUUCGGCUACCGAUGCCCGAGAUGCUCGAGAGAUAUACGUUGGAUCCUAGGGUGGAGGAUGGCGACGAGUCAGCCACGCCGUAUUCGGGCCAAGGGGUCGAACUCUCUUUCAACGAGCUCCCAAGCCGGGCCCAGCACUUGAUUCUUAAUGAAUUGAUGCGACGGUACUCGAAGGACACAGCAGUACUGCUGAGUACCCUCCCGAUCCCAUCGGAGGGCACUAGCCUAGACGAGGCGGCCACAAUACGCUACCUCUCGGAUGUGGAGGUGCUAUGCAACGAGAUGCCGCCGACGCUAAUGGUGCUGAGCAACAACAUGACAGUGACGGUAAGUUUGUAG